Molecule: messenger RNA, 831 nt
Organism: Miscanthus lutarioriparius
Lineage: Eukaryota; Viridiplantae; Streptophyta; Magnoliopsida; Poales; Poaceae
Source: the annotation of a GenBank genome assembly
AUGACGCUGGCAUCGGCGGCGCACAAGAUCCCGCUGGAGGUUGCGCACACCCUCGUCGAAAUCGCCGAGGUCGCACGCUACGCCUACCACCACCGCCCCGGCCACCCUGUAGCCCACGACGAGGACCCGACUGCGCCGCCCGCGGGGGCUGAUGGCGGCGGGGCCGCCAGCGAGGAGGCCGCGCGGCUGCGGGAGGAGAACGCCAUGCUCCGCGCCCGACUCGCAGAUGACCUCGCGCUCCUGCGCGAGCUCCACGGCGCGCCCUGCGUCUCCAAGGAGUGCCCUCCUGAUCUGUACAACCGACUGAUGGCGGCGGUCAACAAUGCUAGCUUCCUUGCUCAUCUCGAGAAAUUACAGGAUGAGUCAGCACGUGAACAUAAUGAACUAUCUUCUGGCAACAUGACAGAGGUGGAAGUUGCAGACAUUCCAGAUAAAAUGGCUAAUGGGAAGAAAGGAUCAUGGGUCUUGGUUGCUUGUGAUACUGCUGGGGCUAAUUUGGAGGAAAUUAGUGGGAUUGAUGAUGAAAAUUAUGUUAUAAUCAAUGAAGAUGACAUAGUCGAUGGUAUUGCCACCUUUGUUGCUAGGUGCAUUCUUGAAGAUCCAAAAUCCAAGUCGUUAUCGUCAGUGCAGCUCCAAAAGGCUGUUGCAAAGGCAUUAGAUAGCAUGAAAGCUCGAUGGAGAUGGUCAACCUUUUGGGAGGCUGGACAGAUUAUUUAUAUCUUGGCCACUUGGGGAAUCACAUUAGCAGGGUUGUACAAGAGCCGUCAUGUCCUGAAGGUGGCAGCAAAGGGUGCUGCUGCAUCUGCCAGAUUUGUUAUGAAGGCCAUGUGA